Messenger RNA from Colias croceus (clouded yellow), 3384 nucleotides. RefSeq names its product N-acetylgalactosaminyltransferase 7 (gene Pgant7). The transcript is spliced from 6 exons. The record is from RefSeq and is a predicted model, not a curated record. Bases 89 to 1855 code for a protein of 588 amino acids. Gene Ontology annotation, cellular component: Golgi apparatus. Lineage: Eukaryota; Metazoa; Arthropoda; Insecta; Lepidoptera; Pieridae.
CUUUCCUUUCGACACGGCAUCUCUUCGUAGUUUCUAUUGUUUAUAUUUUUAUUUUAAUGGUAAUGCAGUGAUCGAAAAAUCCCAAAAAAUGAGAAUCACAAAUGUAAGACGUGGUAGGAUCAUCCGUAUGAGCGCCGUUUGUGCAGUUUUAUUAAUUUUAAUUUAUGCUCUGCACAAUUAUUCCCGUGCUAACGUUGCUAGUGAUACGGUAGAAAUACUGGGACCCAAUUCACGAGCUGAAUACUAUAAGUCCCACAAGAAUGUAUAUCCUACGUUAAAAACAGAACUUGGUAAUUUCGAGCCAAAAGUGAAGUUAAAAGUGAAGGGGCCAGGUGAAGGUGGAGAGCCAUACCACAUGGCACAAGACAGAGCUAAUGAUAUAGCAGAAUCGGAGAGUGAAUAUGGCAUGAACAUAGCUGCUUCUGAUGAUAUUGCUAUGAACAGAACCGUAACCGACACGCGUUUAGACGAGUGCAAAUACUGGCAUUAUCCCGAAGAGUUACCGUCCACAUCAGUGAUCAUUGUAUUCCACAAUGAGGGCUUCUCAGUCCUCAUGCGGACUGUACACUCGGUUAUAAAUCGAUCACCGCCGAAUAUUCUUCACGAGAUUGUGUUGGUCGAUGACUUCUCCGAUAAAGACAACCUCAAACAAAAUCUCGAUAACUACAUAAAACGAUGGAACGGUAAAGUUCGUCUCAUAAGAAAUACUCAAAGGGAGGGACUUAUUAGAACAAGAUCUAGGGGUGCACAAGAAGCUACUGGUGACGUCAUCGUAUUCCUUGACGCACAUUGUGAGGUCAAUGUUAAUUGGUUGCCUCCACUCCUUGCUCCUAUAUUCAGGGAUUAUAGGAUCAUGACUGUCCCAGUGAUAGACGGCAUUGAUCAUAGAACAUUUGAAUACAGACCGGUGUACCAACACGGAACAAACUAUAGAGGAAUAUUCGAGUGGGGAAUGCUUUAUAAAGAAAACGAAGUACCCGAUAGAGAAGCUAAUGAGCACAAACACAAAUCGGAACCAUAUAAGAGUCCAACUCACGCUGGAGGGCUAUUUGCAAUCAAUAGAAGAUAUUUCUUGGAGAUUGGUGCUUACGAUCCUGGACUAUUAGUUUGGGGAGGAGAGAACUUCGAGUUAAGCUUCAAAAUAUGGCAAUGUGGUGGUAGCAUUGAAUGGGUUCCGUGUUCUAGAGUUGGUCACGUAUAUCGCGCAUUCAUGCCUUACUCUUUCGGGAACUUAGCAAAGAACCGUAAAGGAUCGCUCAUUACCAUUAACUACAAACGAGUUAUCGAGACUUGGUUUGACGAAGAGCAUAAGGAAUAUUUCUAUACAAGGGAACCAAUGGCCAGAUUCUUGGAUAUGGGUGACAUAAGUGAACAGAUCGCGCUCAGGGAUAAGUUGAAGUGUAAGAGCUUUGGGUGGUUUAUGGAAAAUGUAGCGUACGAUGUGUACGAUAAGUUCCCCAAAUUGCCUAAGAAUGUGCAUUGGGGUAUGGUGAAGAAUAAAGCCACUGGUGUAUGUCUGGAUACAAUGGGCAAAGCAGCUCCAGCAUAUAUUGGUACAUCAACAUGCCACGGGGCAGGUAACAACCAACUAUUCCGUUUGAACGAAGCGGGCCAGCUCGGUGUAGGCGAGAGAUGUGUGGAAGCUGAUAGCGAUAGUGUGAAACAGGCGAUAUGUAGGCUCGGAACGGUUGAUGGGCCGUGGAGGUACGACGACGAGCAUAAACACAUAAUCCACAGACUGCACAGUCACUGUUUGACAUUACAACCGCAUUCGCGAACUCUAGGCUUGGCGCCCUGUGACCCCAACAACACGUACCAGCAAUGGACAAUCACGCAUAAAAAACCUAAUUGGUGAGACUGACGCGACGCGGGAAAAUAGUUUAAAUUUUUAAAUUGAAAAUAAUGUUUACAAAAAAAGUAAGACCAUAGAUUGAAGAGAUUGUGAUUGAAGAAUUAAAAAGCUAUCGCCAGACGCCAGUUUAAAAAUUGACUUUUUAUAUUAUCUGUCAAUGACGAUGUUGAGACACCGUCUAGAUUCUAGAAUUUCCAUAUAUUCACGCCACAGCAAUAAUACUUUAAUAUUUCAUACUCGAUAGCUUUAAUGUUAUAAAAAUGCGAGAAAUGGAAGCAAACUGGGCAAUGAAAAUAUAACUAAAAAUAACACAAAAUUAAUUGUCUAUGAUAAAAUUGUUAUUGCGUGCAUGAAAUUCCCCUUUAUAGGCAAAUAAUUUUAUGAAAUUGAAAUCCCAAUAAAUUUAAACAAAAUGUUAAAACUUAAGAAUAUUUUGAAUGGUAUUGUACUUGUAUAUAGAAAGGAAACCGGCAAUAAAUAUUAAGUAACUACAAAAAUAUGCGGAAUAGCAUAUUCUAUUUAUUAUAAAAAAAGCCUUAUUUUAAUGAAAAUUUAUGAAGUAUUGUAGGAAUAAACUGAAAGAAAUUUUAUAGGAUUCCGAAACGGUUAUUGAUCGGACCCAUUUAUUGUAUGGUCAUUUAAUUAUUAUUCGCUAUUUUUAAGUUAAUAUAAUUCUUAUAAUAUUACAGUACAUAGUGUACCUAUAUGCAUUUUAUGAGAUUAUUUUCCUAUUAUAUUCCUGCUGUUUAAUUCAUAUAUAUUUUUAACUGCUUUCAAUGAUAUUAUAAAUAAAAAAAUGUAGAUAUGUUAUUAGACCAUGAAUGGCAUGAAAUGUGGCUAAUUAGCCAAAUUUAACUUAGGUCGACUUUUGAAGUUAUACUUCUUUUGGCGCGAUGGAGAAAAUUAUGAGAGUGAAUUUUUACAAUGCGCGCGCACACCGACACCUAAAUUUAACAGCAUGAAGUUAGUUCUAGGUGGUAUGAAAAUUGAUAACUAUGUUCAAGUUGUAUAUUCUAGUAUUUUUUUUCCAUACGCCAAAGAAGUGUAACUUCUAACGCGUGUACAUAAGUACACAUACUCUUUUUUUUCGCUCACGACAGUCGUAGCAUGCCAUCUUACUUUGACGUCUAAUCGUGUGUGCGUUAGUUUGCCGAUUUUGAAGAUCGAAUGUUGUGUUGGUUACCUAUCUUCACUUUUUACAUAUUACAUUACUAGUUUUCCGCCCGCGCUGUCAAAGAAAAACCCGCAUAGUUCCCGUUCCCGUGGGAUUUCCGGGAUAAAAAGUAGAGUUACUUUCGCAUUUAUAAUAUUAAGUAUGGAUUACUAUUAUAAAGACUACCACUGUUUGUGAAGGUCAUGAUAUUAUUGAAUAAGGUAUAUAACCGAUAUGAAUUAAUUACAUACUGUAUUUCGACUUUAACGUUUAUUAUUAUAAAUGGGAAAGUAACUCUGUCUGUCUACUGUAAUAAAAUUAUCAAUUAUCUAUGUACCUAUUAACUGUCUGUUACUUAAGGCGUGAACUACUGAACCAA